Dentiscutata erythropus is the source of this 471-nucleotide messenger RNA. NCBI's taxonomy places the organism in Eukaryota, Fungi, Glomeromycota, Glomeromycetes, Diversisporales, Gigasporaceae. The record is from the annotation of a GenBank genome assembly.
AUGACUACUCUUCGAGAGCUAUUUGGUGGUGCUAUUGUAGCCCAUAUACCAUCUACAUUUAUUGAUGUCAGCGAGAUUCGUGAUAUUGCAGAUAACCAAGAAGUUUUUGCAAACGUUAACUCGGAUCAAAGUAUUAUUAUUGAAAUAUUACAAUACGUUAAUGAGCCUUCGAACGAAGAUGCUGUUAGUUCUGAUACUCCAAAAUAUUUUCUUGUCGGUCAACAACAAAUUUCCAAAUUUAACGAACGUGAUCCAUCUGCUCGAAAUUUAGUAACAAUUCUCAUGGCAUUAUUCAGAUUCCCAAAUAUCCAAACUGACAUAGUUGUCACAUGGAAUAUACCUGUGAUUAUUGGUGCUACUAGUAGUAGCAGGUUGAUAGCACAAGAAGGUGAUGUUAAUGAAGGGUAUCAAGAAUUCAAGAAUAUUUUAGCUAGUUUUGAGAUUAAGGAUUGGGGAUUAUUUAACGCAUAA